AUGGAUAUUCUUCCAACGCAUGACUUGCCUACUAAGACGAGGGAGUCAACACCCACAAAUCUGAAACAAAAUGAAACUGAUCGCCUGAAGUAUGUGAAGCAAAAUGAAUAUGUACAUAAUCAUCUUAAUAGUGAGCAACAAAAGGAAUUCAAUCAUCACUUUUCCGUGAAACAAAAUAAAUAUAAUCAGAGCUAUGUGAAAUAUAACAAGAACCAUCGUCUCGUUGAAACACUAGCAUCAACCAAGAUAGUUGAUAAUAGUGAAGUUUCUUUGACAAGUGGAUGGUGGAUCGUCAAGGAGGAGAAUUGGAAGAACUAUACGGACUGCUCAAAUGGGAGCUGUAAGAUUGCCUUCGGAGUUCAAUGUUCAUCUUAUCUUCACGCUUUGUACCAGUACAUCCCAAUUCGACAAAAAGCACCAAUAAGAGGAAUAUAUUUCUCAGUGAGUAGUUUUAACAAGUUACUAGUGAAACAGCCUAACCCUUUUGGCCAUCAGUAUGGCGCAAUGGCUUUAUUUAAAUUCAGCGAUGGGUCAAAUUAUACAAUCCAGUUGAAGUUUUCACCACUGGAAGGUCAUCAACAGAAGAAUGAUGUUUACAUGCUGCCUAAAGAGAGAGCUCCUCUUUCAAGCAUAUCUCUGAGUCUUGCAUGUGCUGGAUUUAAAGGUCGUGUCUCAUUCAUGGAUGUCAAUGUAUCACCAAUUGUAGAUGAUGUCACAAUUAAGAGUCAUCCAACGCUUUAUGAUUUCAUUGCAAAAUGUCCAGACCAAGCCCCAUUUCCGAACAUUGCAAAAUUUAGAUUUACAUGGUUAACAUUGAACCGCCAUAUAAUUAUCAACGCAGAUGACAUAACCCUAGUUACACAAGUCUCUGCUGAUAGACUUUAUAUGCUACAUGAUAUCCUACCUUACUGGGAUGGCCCAGUUUCCAUAGCAAUCUACAUUCCUGCAUCUGAAUCUCCAUCUGACAAACCGAUAUAUGAUGAUGAGUAUAUAAUUCAUAAGCUAAAGAACCUCACACAGAGUUGUGAAAUCACAAUUAUGUACGGAGAAUACUAUAAGGAAAAGUAUCCAAUUAACACACUGAGAAAUCAUGCCAUACGUCAUGUACAAUCUAAGUAUCUUUUUUUGUCAGAUGCUGAUUUUUUACCAUCGGUUAAUUUUCAAAGACAGGCAAAAUCUGAGAUUAAUCGAUUAAAAUCUGUUGUAGAUCAUGAUGACGAUACUUCUAUUAAAGAUAUAGAUAAAACAGCAUUUGUAGCCCCAGCCUUUGAGUAUCUAAAGAACCCAUUCAAAUCAAACAACCUAGCCAAAACAAAAGCAGAGCUUGGUCAAGUAUACAAAACAAAAUCGUACAUUAAAGUAUUCAAUGGUGCAUGGUCCGACAACCACAAAGCAACUGACUAUGGGAAAUGGUUUAAAAGAAGUCACUCAUACAAAGUUACAAAAUAUCAAAUUAAAUAUGAACCUUAUGUUGUAUUAAGAAAACACAGCCGGCUUCCUUUGUAUGAUGAACGUUUUGUUGGGUACGGAAUGAAUAAAGUGAGUUAUCUGAUGGAGUUAAAAGCUGCUGGGUACACAUUUCUUGUGCUCCCCAAUUGCUGGGUUUCUCAUAUACCUCAUGAGAAAACAAAUAACAAUCAGGAGUUCUCUUAUGAUGCAGUAGCUAGACUCAAAAAUAGAGUAUUAAGAUAUGAGUUUAUGGCAGACUAUACAAGAAAGUAUGAGAUUGGAGGGUGUUCUGAACAUGAAAAUGGAAAAGAUUAGUGAAAUGCCAAAUAACCUCUUCUACGUCGUGUAACCAUAAUAUCUCAGAAUAGCUUUUUAUAUGGAGUUUAUCCACUGGGAGAUAUGCAUAUCUGCCUGAGGGUUAACCUCAUUUCCAAACCCACCACACAUAACUGCUUUAUCCUAUACCCAGAAGAGUAUUUUUCAAUUAUUCUUUUAAUAUUUUUUUUAAUGACCAUGGAUGGUAUCGCAACAGAUUUCAGACAUUGAUAUGUUGGAUUUAGGUUUUUCUGAUGAUCUGAACAGAUGCAUAUAUUAGGCCAAUGCAUUAGGCUUAACUUCAGGACAAGCACUCAUAGAGAUGAUAAAAUAAUUUGGAAUUUGAGACAGGGAAGGUGCAAACACCCCACCAACACGUUUUUUCUGAAACAUUGUCCUGAUUUUCAGCCCUUUUUGCACCUUUUUUUCAAUGUUUGUUGAAUCAACUACGUUUUAAUGUUUUUGCAAAGGAGAUAUGAAAACCUCAAAUCAGGAUACGGGAUAUAUCUUACCGACUUAUCAACCUAAAACUCUAAUGGGCAUAGGAUAAAUCAUUUUGUUUUACGCAUCUUAAUAGUUUUUCUACGUUAUAUGUUAUUCUCAAUAGCUUUUCCAUGUAUGACUAUAAUAAUAUCUCAGAAUGAUAUAUUUACUUUAUGCAUAUGCUAUUUUCGCUAGCAUCCUAAAUCGCUUUUGGGUCGUCUAUUCAUGUCGAGUUUAACAUCAAAUAUAUCACUUUUUCUUUGAC
Messenger RNA from Owenia fusiformis, 2512 nucleotides. Lineage: Eukaryota; Metazoa; Annelida; Polychaeta; Sabellida; Oweniidae. The record is from the annotation of a GenBank genome assembly.